This is a messenger RNA of Glycine soja, 2724 nucleotides long. Its product is annotated as G-type lectin S-receptor-like serine/threonine-protein kinase At4g27290. The record is from RefSeq and is a predicted model, not a curated record. The transcript is spliced from 7 exons. Bases 109 to 2568 code for a protein of 819 amino acids. NCBI's taxonomy places the organism in Eukaryota, Viridiplantae, Streptophyta, Magnoliopsida, Fabales, Fabaceae. Gene Ontology annotation, biological process: protein phosphorylation; recognition of pollen. Gene Ontology annotation, molecular function: protein serine/threonine kinase activity; ATP binding.
UUCCCAUUUUAUAACAUGGUCAUCCUUUGCCUCUGCAUAUCAAGAGUGCGUACUCAACGUUAAACCUCAUACCCCUGAUUUAGUAGUCACCAUUGCUUCCACAACAUAAUGGUGCGUAGCAUUAUAAUGUUAUGUAUUUGGUUCUUCAUAUUCUUCGACCAGCCGGGAACUUCCACUUUAAUAGACAGUUUGGCAGCGGGUCAAUCUAUUCGAGAUGGUGAGACUUUGGUUUCAGCAGGUGGAAUUACCAAAGUAGGCUUCUUUAGCCCGGGAAAUUCAACAAGACGAUACUUGGGUAUAUGGUACACAAAUGUAUCCCCUAUAACUGUGGUGUGGGUGGCUAACCGAAAUUCACCUCUUGAGAAUAACUCAGGAGUCCUCAAACUCAAUGAAAAAGGGAUUCUUGAGCUUCUCAAUGGUAAAAACAGCACCAUUUGGUCAUCCAAUAUAUCAAGCAAAGCAGUUAAUUAUCCAAUUGCACAGCUCUUGGAUUCAGGAAAUUUUGUAGUGAAAUAUGGACAGGAAAUUACCAAUGAGGACAGCGUCUUGUGGCAGAGUUUUGAUUAUCCAUGUGAUUCUUUGAUGCCAAGAAUGAAACUUGGAUGGAACUUAGAGACUGGUCUAGAAAGAUAUUUAUCAUCUUGGAGAAGUGUUGACGAUCCUGCUUUGGGAGAAUAUACUGUCAAAAUUGAUCUAAGGGGAUAUCCUCAAAUUAUUAAAUUCAAGGGACCUGAUAUAGUAUCUAGAGCAGGUUCAUGGAAUGGCUUGUCGACUGUUGGAAAUCCGGGUUCCACUCGUUCACAAAAAAUGGUGAUCAAUGAAAAAGAGGUGUAUUUUGAGUUCGAACUUCCUGAUAGAUCAGAAUUCGGCAUAUCUUCAUUGACCCCUUCAGGCACAUCGCUGAUUUUAUAUUGGACAACUCAAAGAAGCACCCGGCAAGCUGUCUUGUCAAAUGCGGACAAAGAUCAAUGUGGGAGUUAUGCUUUUUGUGGUGCAAAUUCUAUAUGCAUUUAUGAUGGUAACGUUCCAACUUGUGAAUGCCUGAGAGGAUAUGCUCCCAAGCAUCCUGAUCAAUGGAAUAUAGCAAUUUGGUCAGAUGGCUGUGUUCCAAGGAAUAAAUCUAAUUGCACAAACAGUUAUACAGACGGCUUCUUGAAGUACACAAACAUGAAAUUGCCAGACACCUCUUCAUCAUGGUUUAGUAAGACCAUGAACCUUGAUGAGUGUCAGAAGUCAUGUCUUAAAAAUUGUUCUUGUACAGCAUAUGCAAAUUUAGAUAUCCGUGAUGGAGGAAGUGGCUGUCUACUUUGGUUUAAUACUCUAGUUGACCUGAGGAAUUUCUCUGAAUUGGGACAAGACUUUUAUAUCAGACUCUCUGCUUCAGAAUUAGAUCAUGGUGACCAAAGAAAAAUCAACAAAAAGAUUGUAGCAAUAGCUGUUGGUGCGACUAUCUUUGGAUUAAUUAUCACAUGUGUAUGUAUAUUGGUAAUUAAAAAUCCAGGGGCUGCAAGAAAAAUUUACAAUAAACAUUACAGAAAUAUACUAAGGAAGGAAGACAUUGAUUUGCCAACUUUCAGUUUUUCAGUCUUAGCUAAUGCAACUGAAAACUUUUCAACCAAAAACAAGCUUGGAGAAGGUGGCUAUGGACCCGUAUACAAGGGCAAACUGUUAGAUGGGAAAGAGUUAGCUGUGAAAAGGCUUUCAAAGAAGUCUGGACAAGGGUUGGAAGAGUUCACAAAUGAAGUGGCAUUGAUUUCCAAACUUCAGCACCGUAAUCUUGUAAAGCUUCUUGGUUGCUGCAUUGAAGGAGAAGAAAAAAUUUUGAUUUAUGAAUACAUGCCCAACCACAGCUUGGACUACUUUGUCUUUGAUGAAUCGAAAAGGAAAUUGCUAGAUUGGGAUAAGCGUUUCGAUAUUAUCAGUGGCAUUGCUCGAGGACUUCUGUAUCUUCAUCAAGACUCUAGGUUGAGGAUUAUUCACAGAGAUCUAAAAACUAGCAAUAUUUUACUAGAUGAAAAUUUGGAUCCCAAAAUAUCUGACUUUGGUUUGGCUCGUUCAUUUUUGGGGGAUCAAGUUGAAGCAAACACAAAUAGGGUGGCUGGAACAUAUGGUUACAUGCCUCCUGAGUACGCUGCACGUGGGCAUUUCUCGGUGAAAUCAGAUGUCUUUAGUUAUGGUGUGAUAGUACUUGAGAUUGUUACUGGGAAGAAAAACAGAGAAUUUUCAGACCCAGAAUGCUACAAUAAUCUUCUUGGACAUGCAUGGAGAUUAUGGACUGAAGAGAUGGCACUGGAACUACUCGAUGAAGUGUUGGGAGAACAAUGCACACCCAGUGAAGUUAUACGAUGUGUACAGGUAGGCCUAUUAUGUGUGCAACAAAGACCACAAGAUAGGCCAAACAUGUCGUCAGUGGUAUUAAUGUUGAAUGGUGAAAAACUAUUGCCAAAGCCAAAGGUUCCUGGAUUUUACACUGAAGCAGAGGUUACAUCUGAAGCAAAUAAUUCAUUGGGAAAUCCCAGACUGUGCUCAGUUAAUGAACUUUCUAUCACUAUGUUCGAUGCAAGAUAGAAAAUGGAGGAAAUAAAAUCUUAGGGCUUCACCUUCGAAUGUGGAAUAUAUAGUUUAUCUAAGCAGACAUAAUUUGUGAAACUGAUAUAUAUUAUGAACUCCAGCUUUAUCCUUGUUUCAUAAAUCCAAACACAUGCAACCAAAUAGUUCCACAAA